ACUGAACAAAUUAUAAUAUUUUGUUAGGACGUGUUCAUGAACCUGCACAAGGAGCACGGUAAACCGUUGGUGCAGAGGGUUCUGGACCAACUAGUUGCAGAGAACAAGCUCAAGGAGAAGAUUAACGGCAAACAGAAGUGUUAUGUUGCUAAUCAGGAUAAUUUACCGACCUCUAGUGAAAGUGAGCUGGUAGAGCUGGAUCAAGAAUGUGCAAAACUCACACAAACUCUCUCGAAGAAACAGGAACAAUUGAAAAUAAUGGAAGCAGAAGUUCGUAAACUAAAUAGUGUACUUACAACCCAGGAAGCAGAAACCAAACUCAAACAGAUUGAAACAGAGAAUACAGAAAUGAUGGAAAGGCUGGAAAAGUUAGAGAAUCAAACUGUCCUAGUCUCAGCUGAGGAUAAGGAGAGGAUAAGGAAGACACAUGAGCAGUCCAUUAAUCUCUGGAGGAAAAGGAAACGGAUGUGCAUGGAUGCGCUAGAUUCUAUUCUUGAAUCCUGGCCUAAAUCUAAGAAGGAGCUGUUUGAUGAUAUUGGCUUGGAGACCGAUGAUGCUGCUGGAGUAACAUUUCCUAAGAACUGAACAAGUCCGGAUAUAAAGAUCAUCAAACCAAUCUAAAUUUAUCAUUCACAAUUUAAUGGAAUUGAGUCUUUCCCACAAACUCCAUUUUCUAAAUUGGAAAUAUCAUAGGUUUACGCUAUCAGGUCUAAAUUGGAAAUAUCGUAGGUUUACGCCAUCAGGUCUGAAUUGGAAAUAUCAUAGGUUUACGCCAUCAGGUUGAUAAAAUAAAGCAAUAUGAAAAUUUGAGUUUGUGAAAAAGGCUCAAUUCCUUUCUGGAAAAGAAUGACUGAACGAGUGUGAGUCCAGUGUCACCGUGUAACAAGAGGCUGUGAGACAAAUAAUUAAUAUUUCAGA
Eurytemora carolleeae is the source of this 918-nucleotide messenger RNA. Its product is annotated as homologous-pairing protein 2 homolog. NCBI's taxonomy places the organism in Eukaryota, Metazoa, Arthropoda, Copepoda, Calanoida, Temoridae. Gene Ontology annotation, cellular component: condensed nuclear chromosome; DNA recombinase auxiliary factor complex. Gene Ontology annotation, molecular function: double-stranded DNA binding; recombinase activator activity. Gene Ontology annotation, biological process: meiotic joint molecule formation; meiotic strand invasion involved in reciprocal meiotic recombination; homologous chromosome pairing at meiosis. The transcript is spliced from 5 exons. Bases 37 to 585 code for a protein of 182 amino acids. The record is from RefSeq and is a predicted model, not a curated record.